Drosophila mojavensis is the source of this 1830-nucleotide messenger RNA. RefSeq lists its product as uncharacterized. The transcript has a single exon. NCBI's taxonomy places the organism in Eukaryota, Metazoa, Arthropoda, Insecta, Diptera, Drosophilidae. The record is from RefSeq and is a predicted model, not a curated record. The coding region runs from base 1 to 1830 and encodes 609 amino acids.
AUGGAGCUGACCAAGAAACUACUUCACCUGCUGCUGCUGCUGCCGCUUCUACUGUCCUUUACCUGGGCCAUGGGUCAGCAGCAGUUGUCGCACAACUUCAGCUUUAUGCAGGAGAUAGCAAGGCGCGCAGCUGGCCAACAGAGAUGGACGACCACGCCCAUCUUCAUCAGUCGCCAUGUGCAGCGAGACCAGGUGAAUGACUUGAUACGCUGGCUGCACAGCAACCUGAGCAGCUCCAGCUAUGUCUUCGAUGGCACUGAGGGGAAGCCGGAUCCGUUUAAUCCGUUGAGAAAUCACAUCAAGACGGACACCUUGAGUCUUCUGUUCUGCUACAGCACCGAGGAGCAGAUCUGGUGGCACUUGGAUGAACGUUUGAGGAAGCUGCGCCAGAGUCGUCUCGUUGUUUAUCUGUCGGCUCAGAGAAACGAGGUGGCUCUACGCAAUAUAUUUCUCAAGCUGUGGAGUUUGCAGUUCCUACGAGUUCUGGUGUUGCACAGGCAAAGGGUAUACGGAUACACGCCGUACCCAACGGUGCGUCACUUUGAGCGGCACCUGGAGAAUGAAGGAGAGGAGGAGCACCUCUUUCCAGCUGCUCCACGAGAUCUGAAGCAAUAUGUGGUUUCCACGCCGGCGGAGAAUGAUCUGCCUCGAGUCUUUCGCCUGCAGGACAAGCGCACGGGCCUGCAGCUCAUUCGCGGCUACGGCUAUCGCGUUCUGGCGGAGUUCUGUCACAGACACAACGUGUUGCUGCACGUGAGCAACGGCGGCCAGUCUCUGCCCAUCGACAGCAGCGUCAACAUGAGUCGCAUCACGGAGCUCAUUGGCGAGCACCAGCUGGAGAUCACUAUGCAUCCGUAUGUGGGCAUCGAUCGGAAAUUGGGCAUCCUCAGCUACCCGCUGCACAUAGCCCAGAAUUGUCUUAUUAUGCCGGUGCGGAAUGAGAUCCCUCGCUUCAUGUACCUGCUGCGUCCGUUCCAAUGGAACUGCUGGCUCCUGCUGCUGGCUGCCGUGCUCUACGUGAGUCUCGUCCUCUACUUUCUGAGUCCCGGGCCGAACGAGAACAGAGGACUGCGUGCCAUGCAGUGCCUGUUCGCAGGACUCGCUCAACUGCUCUUUCUCAGCUCGCCCACACGCAUUUAUGGGCCGUCGAUCCGCUAUUUCCUUGUGGCGCUGCAGCUCUCCGUGCUGGGUUUCGUUGUGACCAACUGGUACUCGAAUCAGCUGAGCAGCUUUCUGACCACCACCUUGGUGGGCGAGCAGGUGGACACGUUUGAGCAGCUCAUUGCCCAGCAGCAGAAAAUUCUCGUCAAGCAUCACGAGGUGGAUAUGGUCUUGCAGCAGGUUCCGCCACACCUGCUGCAGCAGGUGACCCGCUUGGUCGUUGGCUCCGAGGCCGGUGAACAGGUGAGCGCAUUGCUUAGCUUCAACCUCAGCUACUCGUAUCCCUUCACGGUCGAGCGCUGGGAUUUCUUUACGCUGCAGCAGCAGUAUGCCAUGAAGCCCAUCUUUCGGUUUUCGUCCGUCUGCCUCGGCGCACCUGUCAUUGGCUACCCCAUGCGCCGAGACUCGCACCUGGAAUCGCCCCUGAAGCACUUCAUCAUGCGUAUACAGAGCAUUGGCCUAUUUCAGCAUUGGGUCGUCUCCGACUUCAAUGACGCCCUCAAGGCGGGCUAUGUCCACUUAAUCGAUAACUCGCUGGGCUUUAAGGCCCUAGACCUGGACACGCUGCGCUUGGGCUGGUUUGUCCUCCUCUGCGGUUGGCUGCUGGCCGCUGUGGCUUUCGUUUGUGAGCGGCAGCACCGCAACAGCAGCUGCACCACCUGGCAUUGA